ACACCGUUUAAAACUCCUGCCUGCUCUCCAUCGACGCUAGAUGCCCACGUUUGUUAUCUUCUCCAUUCAAAUUGCAGGACAGUAUGGGUCUGUCAUCUCAUCUCUCUCUCCCCUACUCGUAUUAUCUUUUCAUACCUACAGACAUAAAUAGUAAAUUUAUGGUCCCAUCUUCUUUUUUUUUUUCUUUUCUUUUGGAAAGAAUUAUGGUCCCAUCUUUUAUUGCAUGCAUUGAGCAUUAUUUGCUUUCUGGCCCCCAUCCUGCAAACUAUUUACUCGAAGAAGCCCACCCUAACUUUUGUCACUUGUGCUCAUAAAUUUUCAAUAAACUCACCACCAUCACUUAUUUGAAUCGGCUAUAUCCAUUUUUGAGUCCCUCGCUCGCCUUUCUUUCACCAGUGGGAAACGCUCUGAAAAAAAUCUCAUAAUAAGAUGGGCAGUUCUUCUUCUUCUUCUUCUUCAUCCAUCCUUGUCGUCGUUGCAGCAUUAUUCAUCAUCAUCUUUAGCGACGGAAGCUACACCGUCGUCGCGGAAAGUCGGCCCAACACGGACAAGGUGGCCUCCGGGUGCGGGCCGUUGGUCGACCACCGGCCCGAAACGAGAGCCCAAGCGUUGAGGUCCAUAAACCACGCGAUCGAAGAGGCCGCGACCGCGGCCCGCCGCAACACCUCGUGGGCUAGUGGGCCGUCGUCAAAAGUCGUCGCCUUUGCCAAUUGCUCCGCCGCGCUGACGGCGGCUGGUUGCAAAAGGUGUCUCAACGAGGCGCAGUUCAGGGUGAUCAACGUGGAGUGCCCGUACGUGUUCGGAGGCUGGAUCGAGCUUGUCGAUUGUAACGUGCGGUACGACGUCGUGAUGAUUACUUCGUUUUAUACUCAAGCUCAGAGGUGGAGUUACUUGUUGUAAGUGAGUAAGUCACUGCAUGUUUAAUAUAAGCCUUGGAAAGAAAUAAAUGAAAAAGAAAAAAAAAACAUGAUAGGAGGUUAGAACCCGUGAAGUUUAAUGAAAUAAACCGGUUCGAUCCUUGCUAUAAUAAUUUUUUUUAUUUUAGUGAUUUGAUUAGUUUGUUGUUACAUGAUUGAUUGUGACAUUUUAUUUGAACGAUGACAAUAAAAAAUACGUAAAUAAAAACAAAUUGUUACUAUUGCGAUAUAAAAAUGUAACAUCAGCAACUAACCUUGUGUAACGAGUAAUUGCACAAUGUAUCCGGAAAAUGACUACUUAUAAAUCGAGAUUAACAAGGAUUAUUGUUGAUUUUUUUUUUAACUACUCGAGUUAUUAAUUCAACUAGUUUUUUUCUAGCUCAAAUGGAGAUUGCUUUUCAUGGGCUUGUCUUGAAACCUCGCUCUGGGCCGCAUUUUUCAGUUCUUACGGCCUUCAAUCAAGUGGCACCAGCAGCUAUUUUGGGCCACUGAAACGAAAGCCCAGUUGGAAAAGGAUGGGUAGGCGUACAGUCUGGGAAAUUGGAAGGCCUGUCUUGGAAAGGUUAGGGGGGGUAAGCCGGGGAAAGUCGGCCUUCCCCGUUUAACAAAGGCCCAACGAAGCUUCUCCUCCAUUUAAUCGAAGGCCCAAAGAAACUUAAAAUCCGGCCCCGUUCGGGACGCUUCUGGUUCUUAAAACAAAAUUCGAAAUGCGAGUAAUCGACGAGAUUUCAUGAUAUGACGAUAAAUUGAUAUUUCGCGA
This is a messenger RNA of Linum trigynum, 1677 nucleotides long. The record is from the annotation of a GenBank genome assembly. NCBI's taxonomy places the organism in Eukaryota, Viridiplantae, Streptophyta, Magnoliopsida, Malpighiales, Linaceae.